AACCAGUAUAUACACAUUGUUUUUUUUCUAUUGUUGAAUUUCGUAUAUUUUCUUGAAAACGUAAUUUAAUUUUUGUAACAGGAAGAAGUUAUUUUUAUAUCAUAGCAUUGAUUGUUUGCAAAAAUCUUGUUGCACUAAUUGUGACUUCCUUAAAGCUACUAAUUAGCUGACGGAAAGAUUUAUUGUUGCUACUAAUUAGUAAAAUUAAGCUAGUCAAUUGUGAUAUUUAAAUUUGAGUUACCAAAUUGUAGUCUUAAGUUCAUUUGUUAUUAUCGUGAUCCUUGUUUUAGUGUUAGAUAGCAUCUCUGGCCAGCAGCUCUGCAAAUUAGUUUCCAUUAUGGCCGAAGAAUGUGAUAAAAACGAAGAAAAAUAUUUACUUAAAAAUGGUCGAUUACUUCUCAAAGAAAUGUUCGAUGGAUUAUCUUACACUUAUCCUCAGUUAGAUGUUUAUCCAGAGAGCCACGUAAUAGUACUAAGACCAACAAAUGGAAACCGAGUAAAUCUACUUGCAGGCGGUGGAUCUGGACACGAACCAUAUCCUUUCGGGUAUGUUGGAAAUGGAAUGUUAUCAGCCUGUGUCAGCGGUCACGUGUUUACAUGUUGCUCUUCUUUAAAUAUAUACCAGGCAAUUAAAUAUCUACAUAAUUACAGCAAAAAAUCAGCUAUUUUAUUAAUCGUGGCUAAUUAUACUGGAGAUGUUUUUAAUUUUGGAUUAGCUUGUGAAAAAGCUAAAAAACUUGACAAUAUUGAAGUUGCUGAAAUAGUGAUUGCUGACGAUUGUUCAAGGUCUGGUGGCAAAGUUGGGAAAAGAGGCAUGUGUGGACUAUUAUAUGUAUUGAAAAUAUUGGGAGCUAUGGCUAGGCAAGGUUCAAGCCUUGCAGAACUUGUGGUUGUUGGAAAAAAUUUAAAUAGCAAAAUGGCAUCUUUAGGACUUUGUGCUAGUUCAUGUAACAUUCCGGGUGAAGAACCAUCUUUUAUACUAAAUAGAGGGGAAUUUGAGUUUGGAGUUGGAUUGCAUGGUGAAGCUGGAACAUCAAGAAUUAAAGUAUCAGAUAGUAGAGAGUUAAUUUAUUUGGCUGUGGAUAAAAUAUGCAAUACUCUAAAAUUAAACGAAUCGAGUGUUGUGUGCUUAAUUAUUAACAAUUUAGGUACAGUAUCCCAUAUUGAAUUAGGUGCUAUUGCCAAAUACACUAAGGAAUAUUUUGACUCGCUAAAAAUAGAGAUACGGCGAUUAUUUAUAGGCACAUUCAUCGUUUCUCUAAAUAUGUACGGGUUUCAGUUAAGCGUUCUUGAUGUAACAAAUAAUCAAGAAUGGAUCGACUGUAUAGAUGAAGAAACUUCUGCGUUUGCUUGGCCAGGAAGUCAUAUGAGCGUGAAAAUAGAUAAAAGAGCAGCUGAUGUCAUUGAAAUACCAACUCUAGAAAAAUUGCCUACUAAUCAAGGUGCACGUAUAACUGAACAAAACGCUUUAAUUUUUAAAAAAAUGUUGAAAACUAUCGGAGAGGUAAUGUUGGAUAAUGUGGAAUACCUAAACAAGUUAGAUCAAGAAAUUGGAGAUGGAGACAAUGGUACCACCAUAUCACGAUUUGCUUCUGAAUUACUAAAUGUCUUGGACAAACUUCCGUUGAGGUAUCCAGCAAGUGUUCUAAAUUCAUUAGCAUUAAUAUGCGAAGAUAAAAUGGGUGGUGCAUCAGGUGCUCUCUAUAGUUUGCUGUUAUAUGGGGCUUCUGGACACCUAGCAUCUUCAGAUCGAUUGGAUUGGACAGGUGCCCUAAGUCAAGCUCUAAAAACAGCUAUGAAGUAUUCAAGCGCUAGAAAGGGGGAUAAAACUAUGUUUGAUCCUCUUAUAGCUAUUGAAGAAGUUUUUAAAGAUUACAAUUCUAAAUUGUUAUCUAAUCCUGAUGAAGGUGUAUAUGCCAAAGUAAUAGAAAUCGCAUUGAAUAAGGUUCAAAGUGUUUGUAAUGAUUUGAAAGGAAUAAAAGCCGAGUUUGGUAAAGCAUCUUACGUAGAAAGUGUAACAUCAAUCGGUAAAAUGGAUGCUGGAGCACAAGGGGUUGCGUUAUGGUUUGAAGCCAUCAGUAAUACGUUAAUGAAAUCUUAGAACAAAUAAUAAUAAUAACAAAACAACUAAAUUCUAAAUUUAAAAAAAUUUCACAAUUAUUUUUACUAUUAUAUUUAAUCACAUCGAUCAAAGUAAAUAAAUGUAUUAAUAAUCAAAAGUAAGUUGAAAUUUUAACGAUAAAAUUAAUCAAUGAAAUAGAACAUUAGUUAUUAAGACGGAUUGUACUGUUUCAAAAAACAAAUGUGCAGCCUAGAGAAAAAAAGUAGGUUAAUAAAUUCAUUAUAAUAUGAAUAUUAAAGAUAUAAAUGAGUUAUGAAUGGUGGCCAUUAACUAGUUAAGUUAAAAAGUUUAAAAAAUUUUAAUUUUUCAACUUGACUACUUAAUUAUUUUUCUAAUAAACUUUUCAACUUAACUAAUUUAAUUUUCUAUUGAAAUGACUUAGCUUUUAUCAGUUAAUUUGUUAAAAUAACCGUUAAGCUAAAUUCAAAACUUCAUAAAAAUGUAUGUCUUACGCUGCGUAUGUGUUUUAAUUUAAAAAAAUCGAAUUUUUCUCUAUACCACAUAUUAUAGUUAUAUAACAAUAAUUUUCUGAAUUUUUUCAAAAAUAUAUGUGAUUUUUAACUGA
Messenger RNA from Daktulosphaira vitifoliae (grape phylloxera), 2687 nucleotides. RefSeq names its product PTS-dependent dihydroxyacetone kinase 1, dihydroxyacetone-binding subunit DhaK-like. The record is from RefSeq and is a predicted model, not a curated record. Gene Ontology annotation, molecular function: glycerone kinase activity. Gene Ontology annotation, cellular component: cytosol. The transcript is spliced from 13 exons. Bases 338 to 2101 code for a protein of 587 amino acids. Lineage: Eukaryota; Metazoa; Arthropoda; Insecta; Hemiptera; Phylloxeridae. Gene Ontology annotation, biological process: glycerol catabolic process.